Molecule: messenger RNA, 2729 nt
Organism: Limulus polyphemus (Atlantic horseshoe crab)
Lineage: Eukaryota; Metazoa; Arthropoda; Merostomata; Xiphosura; Limulidae
Gene: TM9SF4
Product: transmembrane 9 superfamily member 4-like
Exons: 19
Coding region: 16-1986 (656 amino acids)
Biological process (GO): protein localization to membrane
Cellular component (GO): membrane
Source: RefSeq, a predicted model, not a curated record
GAAUUGCAUAUAAAAAUGGUUGAAAUGAUUUUAUGGGAAAAAUGUCUUCUUGAAUACUUUUAUGGAUCAGGUAAGAUUAAUAACAGAAUGCCCAGAAGGAUGCAGAUUAAAGGAGAAAGACUAACAUGUUUCUGGAUGCUGGUCUUUGUUUUGGUGAACAGAGUUGAAGGAUUUUAUUUCCCAGGUGUAGCCCCUGUGGAGUUUUCUAAAGAUCAGAGUAUUGAAGUAAAAGCUGUUAAGAUGACCAGCACUCAUACCCAACUUCCAUAUGAAUAUUAUUCUUUACCUUUCUGUCGUCCUAAGAAUAAUACUAUCAUCUACAAGUCAGAAAAUCUUGGGGAAGUACUAAGAGGGGACAGAAUAGUCAACACUGCUUAUGAAGUCAAAAUGGCAAAAGCACAACCAUGUAAAGCACUUUGCCAUGGUCCAGGCAGACCCAUGAGGUGGUCGGAGGAGGAAUCCAAGUUGGUAGCUAGUCGAAUCCAACAUCAUUAUUAUGUUCACCUCAUUGUUGAUAACCUUCCAUGUGCAACAAGGUUUGAAUUGCUAGAUACAAAUCAACCACAAUAUGAACAUGGCUACCAACUAGGUUUUAUGGAAAAUGGAAUACCAUAUAUUAAUAAUCAUUUGAAACUAGUCCUGAAGUAUCACACUGAAGAUGGUGUAACUUUCAGAGUGGUUGGGUUUGAAGUUGACACAAAAAGUAUCGAUUAUCAUGACUUGAAGUUUGAAAGAAAUGUCUGCAUUUUUCCAGAAAAACCAAAAAAACAAGCAAUCAACUUGAAAGAUUUUACAGAGUUACUGUUCACUUAUGAGGUUCUGUGGGAAGCUAGUGACAUAAGGUGGGCUUCACGAUGGGAUACCUAUUUAGCCAUGAGUGAUGUGCAGAUUCAUUGGUUCUCAAUCAUCAAUUCUGUUGUGGUUGUCUUCUUCCUGUCUGGAAUCCUUACCAUGAUCAUAAUUCGGACCUUGAGAAGGGACAUUGCAAGAUACAACAAAGAUGAGGAUAUGGAAGAAACAAUGGAAGAAACUGGAUGGAAGUUAGUACAUGGAGAUGUGUUCCGUCCUCCUCCUUAUCCCAAACUUUUUGCUGCUAUUAUUGGCACAGGGAUUCAGUUAUUCUUCAUGACAUUUAUAACUAUCUUUUUUGCAAUGCUUGGUAUGUUGUCUCCUGCUUCUCGUGGUGCUCUCAUGACUGCAGCUAUCUUUCUUUUUGUGUUCAUGGGAAUACUUGCUGGAUUCUUCUCAGGACGUUUAUAUAGAACUUUACAUGGUCAUCUAUGGAAGAAGUCAGCAUUUUUGACUGCUACUCUUUAUCCAGGAAUUGUGUUUGGUACCUGUUUCUUCCUGAACUUUUUCAUCUGGGGAAAACAUUCCUCUGGAGCUGUUCCAUUUCCAACUAUGAUGGCACUGUUGUGCAUGUGGUUUGGUAUCUCUCUUCCUCUAGUUUUCUUGGGGUACUUCUUUGGUUAUCGCAAGCAACCUUAUGAACACCCUGUGAGAACCAAUCAGAUUCCUCGACAAGUACCAGACCAGGUGUGGUACAUGAAUCCUGUGCUUUGUACCCUUAUUGCGGGAAUUCUUCCAUUUGGUGCCAUGUUUAUUGAACUCUUCUUUAUAUUCACUGCCAUUUGGGAAAACCAAUUCUACUAUCUAUUUGGGUUCCUCUUUCUCGUCUUCAUCAUCCUUAUCAUUUCUUGUUCCCAGAUAUCUAUAGUUAUGGUUUACUUCCAGUUGUGUGGAGAGGAUUAUCACUGGUGGUGGAGGUCAUUCCUUGUGUCUGGGGGAUCAGCAGUUUAUGUAUUUGCCUAUGCUGUCUUUUACUUCUGGACCAAAUUGGAGAUCACAGAAUUCAUACCAACGCUUCUAUACUUUGGCUACACCCUGAUCAUGGUAUUUACAUACUGGAUUUUGACUGGAACUAUUGGUUUUUAUGCUGCAUACACCUUCAUCAGAAAAAUUUAUGCAGCUGUGAAAAUUGAUUAACUUUUGUUCUUAGUUUGAAGAAUACAGAAAUUGAAAAUUGGCUGGGCCUAAAACACAACUGGAUUUGUGAAGAACCAAACGAUUGGUUACUUUUUUUUUUCAAAUGCACUCUGGCAUUCACAGAUGAAAUGAAAAUACUUGCAUGGGCAUUGUGAAAAGGACACUGGAGGAUUUUUGUUUUCGUAAUUAUUAAAGCAAGUUGCACUCACUUAUUAAUUGCCUGUAAAUUGCUUUAUUAGACUUCAUUCCAAUCUGGUUUAAAAGAAUUUUUCGAAAUUAAGUGGGACAGCAGGUAUUUAAGGGUAUGCAUGCAUUGUGUAGAAACUUAGUUACUGUCAUUUUAAGGGGAUAAAUAUUUAAAGCAUCAAGAAGUAAAGAGUCUCCACAUGCUUAAGCCCUGCUUUAUAUGUGUUGUUACUGGAACACCAUGGUUUUAUUGGGUUCUUGAUGUUUAACAUAUAUUUAAUAUCAGCAUUAUGUGUACAACAAUACUGUCAUGGUCUUAUGAUGGAUGUCUCAUAUAGCAUUAUUGAACCAGUUAUUAACUUUUCUUGUGCAUUUUAUAAAUGGGAAUUUUAAUGCCUGUAAAAGUUUUUCAAAAUAUAACUUUUUUUUUUUUAAUGUAUUGAACUGCAAUAUCAUACUUGGCUACCCUCUCUCUUAGUAUUAUAUAAAGUAAGCUGUAUGUUAUUAUUCUGUCAAGAAAAGAAAUCUUCCUUAAAAUAAAGUUUGUGAGAUACAUA